Pantherophis guttatus is the source of this 882-nucleotide messenger RNA. The record is from RefSeq and is a predicted model, not a curated record. Lineage: Eukaryota; Metazoa; Chordata; Lepidosauria; Squamata; Colubridae.
AUGCGGCGUACAGUAAGCUCAGUCUGGUUCCUUAACCUCUCGGUAGCAGACCUUCUCUGCUGCCUGUCUUUGCCUGUUCUGGCUGUGUCCCUUGGCUCUGAGAAUCGUUGGGUCCUGGGAGAUUUUGCCUGCAAGUUCUUGCCCUCUAUCAUCAUCCUCAACAUGUUUGCCAGCAUUCUGCUGCUGGCCCUGAUAAGCAUGGAUCGGUGUGCCCUUGUGGUGAAGCCCGUCUGGUGCCAGAAUCACCGUUCGACCCACUUAGCCUGGAAACUGUGUGGUGCGGCCUGGGUUUUUGCCACUUUCCUCACUCUGCCCUCCUUUGUGACCAGAAGAACACAAUACUACGAGCUUCAUCAUCUGACGAUCUGUGUGGUCGACUAUGGCCUCUUUGGUGUAAAUCACCAAAUUGCUGAGGUCUCUGUGGCGGUCACGCGCUUCCUCACUGGCUUCCUGAUCCCUUCGGUAGCCCUCAGCCUCUUCUACGGGCUGCUGGUUCUGCGUGUGCGCAGCAGUCACUUCACACGCUCCAAGAGGACCCUGAAAAUGGUCCUGGUGGUCGUGGUGGUCUUUUUUGCCUGCUGGGCUCCUUAUCAUGGGAUUGGCCUGAUUCUGGCCAGUAAGACUCAGAGGAGCCCCCUCUUCCGUUCCCUGAACCAGCUGGACCCUCUGACUGUGGCUCUCGCCAGCACCAACAGCUGCAUCAACCCCAUCAUCUAUGUCAUUGCAGGCCAAGACUUCAAGGCUAAAAUCUGGCGCUCACUGAGUGCUGUGUUGCGCAACAUCCUGAAUGAGGAAUCUUCAACAACCCCGCCCCAGGCCAGAGGGGCCGCUCAGGGCCCUUGCACCACCACAGAGGAUCAGAGCACUAACACAACCCUGUAA